CAUAAACUCUUCGAGAACUAACCAGGUUCCCGUCGCAAUUGGAAACGCAACAUGCAAAUAUCUACAAUCCUAAGACGCAUGUUCAUUUUUGUGCUGGUAUUGCUGUAUCUUGCUGCAAUGAACGAUGUUGUCAACGCAGCGUGUUCAUCUUCAUCGAGACGUCGAAGACGUGCUAUAGGUCGAUAACAUAUUUUUCAUCGGAAUGCUACAUUGACAUAUUUACUUCUCCAGAUUUAAAUAAUUAAACAAGUGCCAUUAUUCAUUCUGUUAAGGAUUGGCAACAAUAUAUACUUUCAUCUGCAUAUAUAUAUAUAUUACUUUUAUUGCUUGGUAAAUACACCUCGGCCUAUUGAAUGUAUUUUUACUGUGUUAAAUAAACUACACACCUUGUAUCAUAUCAGACGAUAGAAAUCGCUAAUCUUUCAGGGUAUCAGGAUAGGUGUUUUAGAAAACUGCUUCAUUCUUUUUAUUUUUCGUAUAAUACAGCUUAAUAUCCUUUCAACUCGUUUUUUUUAGAUCCUCUCGCGUCAGCAUUUUGAUUCACGAAUAAGAUCGUGAAUUGAAUAAGAAUUUUAGGCGUAAAACCCGAGAGACGUCAAACAUUUUUUCACUUAUUUGACGGAAUAUUUCAUAACUUAUAGUUUUGUAUGUUGAAAAUAUGGCAUCCAUAUUUCAUUGUCAGGAAAUAGUCUUUACGUUACUAUACCGCUAAUUACGGUGUGAAUCGCAUGAUAGUGUGAUAUUGCCGCGGGUGCAGUUUAACAUAAAUACAAUCCUCUCGGGAAAUAUCAUUCACCCUUCUUGUUGAUUGGAUUGCGGUGUGCUAAAUGGUUAAUUCGCCUCAUAUCUUUUUCAUCAGUAUAAAUAUGAUUAAAUAAUUGAAUGUACACGUGUGUAUGUUUAUUUCAAUUAAAUGGACGGACAUUCCGACGCAGCGCAUCGCGUAACAUGCAACAAAUAAUUAUGUCACCUGAUCGUUGACGUAUACAAAACUAAGCAUUUAUUUAAAUACAGACAACAUUCUAUUGCAACCAUGUAACAAGCGCGGUAUGAGUAGUCUACGAAGAUACAAUAAGUGAAUAGAUUAGUCAAUUCAGAACCCACUGUUUGAUCACUACUGUUUAAAAGAAUUGUUGAUAUUGUUUGUUUUCUAAGCGCGGGUAAAUAUUUGUAUAAAAUCUUACGUUAUACCUGUCCAAUUUCAUCAUCAUAGUAAGCAAGUUUUAUUCAGAUAAACCCAUCUACCUAUUAGUCGUCAUAGAAGUUUGAAAUAGUGGAAUUCUUUUAUAGAUUUAUUGAAUGCGAUUGCUUUGGAGAGCCUGAAAGAUAAAUGUGGAAAACAGCUUAGUAAACAUAAUCAAUGAAAGAAUAUCUCUCGGUCUUCCAGUAGAGUAUACCGAUAAAUGGCCGUCAGAACAUUGGGAAGCAUUGCAAAAAGUAUAAUGUAGUUUAAGAGAAGAUUGUAGUUUCAUAUUUCUAAACAGAUAUACAUUUAUGGAGGCUAAGAAUGCUUGCCGGAAUCUAUAAAAUGAGCUUUACCAAGUGGGUGUACUGCUACUGGUUAUUGUAUACGCAACGUAAAUUGGUUACAAAAUACACAGGAGGUGCGAUACGUAUGGGAAUUGCGUUAUCAAUACGAAGUUGUGCACAUUCAUGCCAUUUAGGCCUUCUCAAGAGUCGAACACAAACUGAUACUGUUGAUUGGGGCUUGGGGUCCAGGUCUUCCGAUACGAUUUCAUUGAAAAAUCAUUUAGGAUUUAAAGCUGUCUUGAAAAAUAAAGGCAUAAAACAUUCCAAUCUAUAUAGAAGAAUGAAUUUGAAUUUUUAUAUUUGUUUCAACUAGAUUACGUAAUAGUCAAUUAUGGAUUCUGACAACAUAAUAAACAAGGAUGAGGCAGAACCGACAUCUGUUGACCAUAACUUAAAGCAUAAAAAUAUAAGGAAGAUAGCAUUUCAGUUUUAUGCAUUUGCACUGGGAUGUCUACUUUGUCAAGGAACAACCAUGUCCGUAAGCAGUCUGCAAAGCAGCAUUAAUAUCCAACAAAGCAUAGGUACUAAAACUCUUGGAUCUUCAAAAUUAGCUUCCGUAUUAGCUGGACUAUUUUGCACACCACUGUUAAUACGCAAACUCGGGUACAAAUGGGCAUUAGUUCUCGGAGAAGCUAUUGCGAUCAUCUUCGUCGCAGCCAAUUUUUAUCCAGCGCCUUAUGUAAUGAUACCGGUAGGAAUUCUACACGGAAUCGGGAGUUCUCUGGUUUGGACAAUAUUGCCAAUAUAUAAUCUAAUAUUCGGACAACUUCAUGGUAGUUAUGGGCGGAAACAUUACGAUUAUUAUGGAAGAAAAUACACAUCACAAUUUUACGCUAUUCUGCGAAGUGGAAGGAUUUUUGCAAGUAUAAUUAGUUACGGCGUAUUAUACGGCACAAGACAAGAAUUGCCCAAAGAAAGUGCAACAAAGAACGGAACUGAUAGCAGCAUUGAAACAUUGCUGGGAGGAAAAUAUGAAAACUGUGGAGCGAAUGACUGUCAAGAUCCCAAUGUUACAAUCAGCACAUUAGAUAAAUACGUUCCACCGAACGCCCUUUCUAUAUAUCUUUUAAUGGGAACGUUUUGUGUGAUCAACGUUUUUGCCGUUGUCGUUCAUGCGAAAUUUUUGGUGAAUGUCAAGGUUACAGAUAAAAUACUGGUAUCCGACGGAAUGCCCACAAAGAAUGGAAACGAUGAUGUUGUUAAAAGUAAAAGUUCAGAGACCUUCUUAAAGACAUUGAAAGAUACUUUGAGGCAUGCAAAAACUUUGAAACAAAUAUUACUAUUUCCAUUUUUGUUGUACCUUGGUUUACACAUGGCGUUCAUAUUCUCGGAGAUGAACAGAGCAUUCGCCUCAUGCAUACUAGGAGUAGAAAUGGUCGGAUUGGUAUUAAUAGCUCACGACCUUUCUUAUAUACUUGCUUCUUUGGUAUCGGGAAAAAUUAUUGGUUUUCUUGGACGGAAUUUCACAAUAGCAUUUGCGAUGGCACUUGACAUUUCCAAUUACUUGUUUUGCAAAUUUUGGCAAGCAAAUGAAAACACAACAGGACUGGUUUACUUGGCAUUUGUGGGAUUUGGCGCUUCUGAUGCACUAUGGAAAAACUGCUCAGUAUCUAUAUAUUCCGACUAUUUCCGGAAGGAGCGGGAAAUUUCAUUCAGUGUUCGAAAUGUCUGCAUCACAAUUGGCGUCACAGUCGGCUAUUUGUGGAGUCCGUUACUCUGUGUUGGUGUUAAAAUUUACAUUCAAUUAAUAUUACUAAUUGUUUCCAUAUUGGCAUACGGUUUUGCCGAAUUUAUUUAUAAAAAAGAAAGAAUAACAAACAUAGAAUCUUCUGAUGACACGGGGAACGAGAAAACAAAAGACAUUUUAUGAUAAACAAUCAAUAAUCGUUGUUGUAAAAUUCAAGUUUUGUUUAUA
Styela clava is the source of this 3445-nucleotide messenger RNA. Its product is annotated as protein unc-93 homolog A-like. NCBI's taxonomy places the organism in Eukaryota, Metazoa, Chordata, Ascidiacea, Stolidobranchia, Styelidae. The record is from RefSeq and is a predicted model, not a curated record.